This is a messenger RNA of Paramormyrops kingsleyae, 1642 nucleotides long. The record is from RefSeq and is a predicted model, not a curated record. Lineage: Eukaryota; Metazoa; Chordata; Actinopteri; Osteoglossiformes; Mormyridae.
CAGACUUCAGAGGCACUAACAAGCCCUGAGGACAAAUUGGAGGAGCUGACAGGGUUGGUGAAAUCCCUUAUUCGGUCUCAUGCAGUCAGAGACCAGAAGUGGGAGAAAGAUUUGUCACGUCAGGAGCAAAGGUGGAAAAGCAUGCAGCAUCAAUUUCAGCAAAUUCAGUUACAAGUUAAUACUGUAAUUGAUAAGCCUGAGCCAUCAGAGGUGCCAGUACCCCCUGCAACGUUGGAAGAACAGGAACACGCGUUCAAUGUUGACAUUCAAGUGGCCCAGGGGUCCAGGUCUUCAAUUAAACCUAAACUUUUUCCUCUGUCACCGGAAGAUGACAUUGAACAUUUUCUCACCACGUUUGAAAGAAUGGCAAACGUGUGUCGAUGGCCCAGAGAUGAGUGGGCUAUUCGUCUGGUUCCCCUGUUGACAGGUAAAGCCCGCACAGCCUACAUUCUUAUGGACUUAACAGACGCUGAGGACUAUGAUAAAGUGAAGGAGGCAAUUCUGGCAAAAUAUGAGAUUACCGCUGACAUCUACAGACGCCGCUUCAGAUCCCUGAAAGUUGAAUCAGGUGAGACGCCACGUGAACUUUAUGUAAGGCUGAAAGACUUGUUUUCAAGAUGGAUUAAACCUGAACAAUCAGCUGUAGAAGAAAUAUCUGAGCAGAUAAUUCUGGAGCAGUUUUUGAGAAUGGUUAAUCCAGAGCUGGAGAUCUGGAUACGUGAGCGUGACCCGAAGACUGCAAAGGAAGCAGCUAGCCUCGCAGAGGUUUUCACUUCAGCCAGAAAGGGAAGCAAGAGCACCUACUUUAGCCGGGAGACCCACUACGCCCAACCAAGUAAGUCCAUUGGGGGUGAACAGGGUUCUGGUCAAGUCCAGGCUAGAAAUUUUUCUAGUUCUAGGCAGUUCCCUUCUAGUAGACCUCACAAUGUGAAGAAUUUCUUUAAGUCUUCAGUUCAGGAUGUUGAAUGUUAUCACUGUCAUAACUUUGGCCAUAUACAACAAUUUUGCCCUGCCCUUAAGUCAAAACCAUCUCUUUUGUGUGCAGUUCCAAGGCCAGCCGUAGAGCCGGUAGGAAAGAAAGCUUGUACUGUCCCUGUUUUAAUUAAUGGGCGUAAAGAAGAAGCUUUGCUCGACUCUGGUUGCUUUCAAACUUUGGUACACUCUAGCAUAAUUGCAGGGGAAAAGGUAAGUGGGGUGGGGGCUACAAUAAGUUGUGUGCAUGGGGAUGAAUAUAUGUAUCCCACUGCUGAGGUUUAUCUGACGGUGGGAGGUCAGACUUAUUUGUUAGUGGUAGUUGUGGUUCCCAGUUUGCCAUAUUCAGUGAUACUGGGUAAUGACAUUCCCACUCUUUUUGAUCUGAUACAUCAGUCAGAUUAUGACCCCCAAGUGAGGGCUGAGAAAGAUAUUCAAGGCUCAGGGGAGGAAUCUGGAGGUUCGCUUCCUCUAGAUAGGACAGUUGAACCACUGAAAGCCUGUCAUGUAGUUACAAGGGCACAAAGUGUAAAGGAAAUGAUGCAAGAGUUACCCUUUUUUGAGGAGUCUCUGGAAAUAGAGUCAGGGAAGACUAGGAAAUCUAGGGCUCAGAAAAGAAGGGAAAAGUUUAAAAGCUGAAGGGAGACGGGUACAGCAGUGUUUCCUAAGC